This is a messenger RNA of Hippocampus zosterae (dwarf seahorse), 1681 nucleotides long. RefSeq names its product syntaxin 12 (gene stx12). Gene Ontology annotation, molecular function: SNAP receptor activity; SNARE binding. The record is from RefSeq and is a predicted model, not a curated record. Gene Ontology annotation, cellular component: synaptic vesicle; postsynaptic recycling endosome; SNARE complex. The transcript is spliced from 10 exons. Gene Ontology annotation, biological process: intracellular protein transport; vesicle fusion; vesicle-mediated transport. The coding region runs from base 159 to 962 and encodes 267 amino acids. Lineage: Eukaryota; Metazoa; Chordata; Actinopteri; Syngnathiformes; Syngnathidae.
GCUUUCAUGUGACUGACCAGGAAGGGCAGGAUUGGUUUUUUUUUUGGGACGGCAAGGGGAAAACAUUACUCCUAUGUGCUCUUGCCCGGCCAAAUAAGCAAGUAUUAUCCUUAAAACAUUCUCUGCCCGAAUUUUCAAGCUCGCCACUCGAAGAUAACAUGUACGGUCAAGACAGUUAUCGCCCAGUCCCUCGGGACUUCACCGCCCUCAUCCAGACGUGCAGCUCCAACAUCCAGAAGAUCACACAAAAUACCGCUCAAAUCAAGAACAUGGUGAGCCAGUUGGGGACCAGACAGGACAACAGUGACCUUCAGGAUCGGCUGCAGCAGAUACAACACUACACCAAUCAGCUCGCCAAGGAAACCAACAAGCACCUGAAGGAGUUGGGCUCACUUCCUUUGCCGACGUCACCGUCGGAGCAAAGGCAGCAGAAGAUCCAGAAGGAGCGGCUGAUGAACGAUUUCUCCGCCGCUCUUAACAACUUUCAAGCGGUCCAGAGGCGCGCGGCGGAGAAGGAGAAGGAGUCGGUGGCCCGAGCAAGAGCUGGAUCUCGCUUAUCGGCGGAUGACAGUUUGCGAGAUGAAAAGCUUGUGUCUUUUGAGAACAGUCAGGAUGACUGGGCGCAAAUGAGCGCCCAGACGGAGGAGGCAGCCAUCACGGAAGAGGACCUGGAACUGAUCAAAGAGAGAGAAACCAACAUCCGACAGCUGGAGUCGGACAUCAUGGACGUCAACCAGAUUUUCAAGGACCUCGCAGUGAUGAUCCAUGAUCAAGGGGAGAUGAUUGACAGCAUCGAGGCCAAUGUGGAGAAUGCUGAAGUUCAUGUCGAGCGAGGGACGGAGCAACUACAGAGAGCCGCUUUCUACCAACAAAAGUCCCGGAAGAAGAUGUGCAUCCUGGCAAUCGUUUGCUCCGUUGCGCUGCUCAUUCUGGGCAUCAUCAUCUGGCAGGUGUCCAAGUGACUUCACUCCCCCUCCUUCUUCGCAUCAUUGUUCUGACUUACAUUUUAGGCUGCCCUCGUCCCACCUCAAAAGUACUUGCUUGGCAAUCACAAGGAGAGCGGAUGGAUACACUCUGUACUGCUCACGUCAUCGGGAUCGCCGGCGUAAGUUUAGUGCCGAGCUGCAAACACGCUAAGCUCCACUGACCACGGAUGUUUUUUUUUGUUGUUGUUGUUGUUUUUUCUUUUGGUUAGCACGUUUCAAUUGCGUUGUCAAUGGAAGCAAGGUGACGUCUAGGGAGUGAUUCAUUUAAUAUCCUUUUCUGCACUAACACUUGUCACUAUUUCAGAUGUUGAAUUAUUGUAAUGAGCAGGCCAAAUCAGGAAAGAAUAUAAAAAGGUUCUGAUUUUGGAGCGCGUCUUAUUUCGGUCAUCCCUUCUCGCGGCCCCCUUUCUCAUACAAAGUGUGAAUAUUGCACAGUUGAAGUGCCGAGUGAGCAAGUCGGUAGUUCUCACCACGACUGAGCGUCAACGCACAUGACCAGGAUGACUCCCAAGUGGUGAUUGUAGUUGUAUACGUGUCUUAACAGAUAAGCAGUCAAUCCGUAUUUGUAAAUAUUAAGCAUUGUAGCCCACCAAACAGUAAAGUAUGUCUCGAACGCAGCGCCUGUUCUAAGAAGCAUUUGCAUUGAUUUGUAUGACUCUUGGCACUAUAUGUAAUAAAGGUCUAAGAUGACAGUA